This is a messenger RNA of Trichoderma citrinoviride, 1512 nucleotides long. Its product is annotated as cytochrome P450. The coding region runs from base 1 to 1512 and encodes 503 amino acids. The transcript is spliced from 4 exons. Gene Ontology annotation, molecular function: oxidoreductase activity, acting on paired donors, with incorporation or reduction of molecular oxygen, reduced flavin or flavoprotein as one donor, and incorporation of one atom of oxygen; heme binding; iron ion binding. The record is from RefSeq and is a predicted model, not a curated record. Lineage: Eukaryota; Fungi; Ascomycota; Sordariomycetes; Hypocreales; Hypocreaceae.
AUGGAAACCGGGCACAUUGCCUUCACUCUGUAUGUGGGAGUAGUUGUUUUCUGUCUCUUCAAGUUCAUCUCCCAUAGAAUCGACAGAGCAGCCAGACAAAAGCGACUAUCGCGAGAACAUGACUGUCAACCUAUUCAUGUCAAGUAUCCCCACAAAGAUCCAAUCUUGGGGAUCGAUAUUUUCAUCCGUAACGUCAAGGCAGUCUCUAAACACAAUUUUCUGGAAACUGUGACCAAACGACAUGAAGAGGUCGGGGAGACUUACCAGCUUAAUAUGCUUGGCACAGUCGGCAUCAUGACUCGAGACGAAGAGAUCAUCAAAACUGUUCUCUCUACACGUUUCAAGGACUAUAAUCUCCAUGAGGAGCGAAAGAAGGCGCUGAAUCCGCUAUUGGGACAAGGCAUAUUCAGUUCGGACGGCCUUUCUUGGGCUCAUUCGCGCUCUCUCCUUCGACCUCAGUUUGCUCGUUCACAACUCAUGGACUUGUCGAUGCUGGAGAGCCAUGUUAGCUGCCUGAUGAGCCUAAUUCCUAACGGAAAGGAAAUAGAACUUCAAGAGCUCCUCCUACGCUUUACCAUGGACAUGGCCACCGACUUUCUUUUUGGAGAGUCUACCAACAGCUUGCUCGCAGACAGGGACGGCUACCACAGCAAAUUGGAUGGCUUUGCCGAGUCAGUUCAGUAUGCCCAAGACCGAAUCGCAAUACACAUGGCGUUGGGUAAAUGGGCCUUGCUCAAGCCGGACCCGAAGUUCAAGCAUCACGUCCGUGUGGUGCACAAGUUUGUCGACGAGCUCGUCCACAAGGCGCUGCAUGGGAAUGACCCAGAUACCAAAACACAACCGUAUAUCCUGCUGAGAGCUCUAGUCGAGGACACCCAAGAUCCGAUCCGUAUUCGGGAUGAAGUCAUAAAUAUUUUAAUCGCUGGACGAGAUACCACUGCCAGCCUGAUCAGCAACGUUUUCUUCCUCCUCUCAAAACGACCGGGACUGUGGUCAAUGCUGCGGAACGAAGUUCUGACGCAGUUUAAAGACCAGCCACCAGCAUUUGAAGACAUACCGCAAUGCAAGUACAUUCGGUAUACUAUAAAUGAAUCGCUGAGAUUAUUCCCACCCGUUCCCGUCAACUCACGAGUCGCGAAUUGUGAUACAGUCCUCCCGAGAGGAGGCGGGGUAGAUGGGAAAUCCCCGCUCUUCAUUCCAAAAGGAACCCCUGUCAUAUAUAACGUCUUUGGCCUGCAUCGUCGACAGGAUGUAUAUGGCUCUGAUGUCGAAGAAUUCAAGCCAUCGCGGUGGGAAUCCUUGCGACUGUCUUGGGAGUUUCUUCCAUUCAAUGGUGGCCCAAGGAUUUGCAUUGGCCAGCAAUUCGCCCUUAUAGAAGCUAGCUAUGUACUGAUUCGAUUCCUGCAAUGUUUCGAGACUGUCGAGUCAAAAGACGAGAGACCGUGGCAAGAGAAGAUUGCAUUGACGGUUUCCAAUCGUAAUGGAGUGCGCGUGUCGUUCACCCGCACAUAA